Tilletiaria anomala UBC 951 is the source of this 945-nucleotide messenger RNA. Its product is annotated as DUF887-domain-containing protein. The record is from RefSeq and is a predicted model, not a curated record. Gene Ontology annotation, biological process: lipid homeostasis. NCBI's taxonomy places the organism in Eukaryota, Fungi, Basidiomycota, Exobasidiomycetes, Georgefischeriales, Tilletiariaceae. Gene Ontology annotation, cellular component: membrane; endoplasmic reticulum. Bases 1 to 945 code for a protein of 314 amino acids. The transcript is spliced from 7 exons.
AUGGCGCGCGAAGUCCUGUUCCCGCAACUGAUUGAGGCGACGCGGCCAUACUGUAUCAAAUAUGGUGUACCAACGAUGGCGCCACACGUGCCCACGAUCUUGCUCUCACUUUCCGCGUGGGUGACGAUCCAGUUGGCGUCGUCGGCUCUGUCGCCUCUCAUCUUCAAGCAGAGCUUCGCCAAGAUGAACAGGCGCACACGCAUUAACUGGGACAUCCACGUCGUCUCGUUCGUGCAUGCUAGCAUCGUCACGCCCGCUGCGGCGGCGAUCUGGUGGAAGAUCAGACAGCAGGGCGGCUUGGAGGCCAAGGUGCACCCGCUCGCGGCGAACAGGACAUACGGGUACGACUAUGAGACGGGCCAGGUGUACGCCAUUGCUUUGGGCUACUUUAUCUGGGACACUGUCAUUUCGCUUCUGUACGAGGGCCCUGCAUUCAUCGCACAUGGCGUCGUUUGCUUUAUCGCCUUCGCGUUGGCUUACUCGCCCGUCUUCAUGUACGAUGGCCUUGGUUUCCUGAUGUGGGAAGCUUCUACCCCGUUCUUGAACAUCCAUUGGUUCUUGGACAAACUCAGCAUGACUGGAUCGCUGGCGCAGCUGAUCAAUGCAGUCUUCCUACUUGGCGCGUAUGUCUCCGUGAGAUUGGUGUUUGGAGUUUACAAUUCCUUUUCCUGGUUCAAGCUGGCCAACUUCCCCGAUGUCCCCCAAAAUCCGCCACUGCCGAUGCACAUUCGCGCUUUCUAUUCGGUCGGAAAUCUGACCUUGAACUCCCUCAACUUUAUCUGGUUCCGAGCGAUGAUCCGUGCCGUGUUGAAGCGCUUCCAAACCAAGCCGCAUGCGAAGGAGAAGCUCGACGCGCAGAAGAUUGAGAAAUUUGUUGUGCAGGGGAAUGGGGACGAGGAGUUCGAGGAGGAGGCGGGAAUCCGCAGGCGAACGACAAAGAAAUAG